CCCCAAUGUCCAGGAGAGGAGCGGACUGAGGACUCUGGCGUGUCCAGGUUCCUUCACCUGUCACCUGCUGCUCACCGAUCCCCAGAAAGAUGGCUGGCCCGUUAACCUUCACGCUCCUCUGUGGUUUGCUGGCAGUGACUUUGGCCGGAGCCAAGCUCAGCCCCCCUGCAGUUCUUACCCUUGGCCGUGAAGUCAUCAAAGAAAGGCUGACACAGGGGCUGAGGGAUCACAAUGCCAUCAACAUCCUCCAGCAGCUGCCGCUGCUCAGCAGCCUCCGAGAGAAGCCAGCCGGGGGCAUCCCCAUACUCGGCAACCUGGUGAACUCCAUCCUGAACCAUAUCGUCUGGCUGAAAGUCACCACAGCCAACAUCCUCCAGCUGCAGGUGCAACCCUCAGAUGAAGGCCAAGGGCUGGCGGUCAAGAUCCCCCUGGACAUGGUGGCUGGACUCAACACGCCCCUGGUCAAGACCAUCGUGGAGAUGCACAUGCAGACGGAGGUCCAAGCCAUCAUCACAGUGAACGCCAGCGAGAGGGGCUACACCCGCGUGGUCCUCCAGGACUGCUCCGACAGCCACGGGAGCCUGCGCAUCAGCCUGCUGCAAAAGCUCUCCUUUCUGGUCAACUCCUUAGCCAACAAGGUCAUGAGCCUCCUGAUGCCAGCCUUGCCCAAACUGGUGAAAACCCAGCUGUGUCCUGUGAUCCAGGAGGCCUUUGAAGACAUGCGUGCGGACCUCCUGAACCUGGUGAGGGCAGCACCCAUUUCCCUCGGCUCUAACCACCUGGAGUUUGACCCUCUGUCUCCUGCCAUCAAGGGUAAUGUCAUCCAGCUCAAGCUGGAGGCCAAGCUGUUGGACUCUCAAGGAAAGGUGACCAAGUGGUUCAAAGAGUCCACAGCUUCCCUGACGGUGCCCGUCCUGAACAACAGCCCUUUUAGCCUCACUGUGAGGCAGGAUGUGGUGAAUGCCGCCAUCGCUGCCUUGCUCCCUCCAGAAGAACUCGUAGUCCUGUUGGACUAUGUGCUUCCUGAGCUGGCCCACCAGUUGAAGUCAAGCAUCGACGUGAUCAGUACCAAGGUUGCUCAGGAGCUGGGGCCCACACAGUUGGUGAAGAUCCUAACUCAGGAGACCCCGGAGCUCCUUCUGGACCAGGGCAGUGCCAAGGUGGCCCAACUGAUUGUGCUGGAAGUGUUCCCCACCAAUGAAGCCCGCCGCCCCUUCUUUACCCUAGGCAUUGAAGCCAGCUCAGAAGCUCAGUUUUACACCAAAGAUGACCGGCUUCUGCUCAACUUUAACGAUAUCAGUUCUGAUCGAAUCCACCUGAUGAACUCAGGCAUUGGCCUGUUCAACCCUGAACUUCUGAAAAACAUCACCAUUGAGAUCCUCAGCUCCGUCCUACUGCCAAACCAGAAUGGCAAAUUAAGAUCCGGGAUCUCAAUAUCAAUGGUGAAGGCCUUGGGAUUCGAGGAAGCUUCGAGCUUUCUUACCAAGGAUUCCCUUGUGAUCACCCCGGCCUCCCAGUAGAACCUAGACCACCCUCCUGUCUCCCAGGAAGACUUGGAUGGUGGCCGCCCAGGGCAGGCUGGGUCCCAGUAGGAGUAUGGAAGCCAGCUCUGUAGACUUCUCUCUCUGCCAUAAAUAAACACUUGUCUGUGACUCCUA
Molecule: messenger RNA, 1658 nt
Organism: Suricata suricatta (meerkat)
Lineage: Eukaryota; Metazoa; Chordata; Mammalia; Carnivora; Herpestidae
Gene: BPIFB1
Product: BPI fold containing family B member 1
Exons: 16
Coding region: 90-1520 (476 amino acids)
Molecular function (GO): lipid binding
Source: RefSeq, a predicted model, not a curated record